CUGGAUGGGCGGAGCUAGGUGGGAAACAGUGACGUCAGUAUUGCUUAGACCUGCAAGAUGGCGGAGAAGAUGGAACGAGUGAAAGGAGGACCAGAAGAAGAGGCAGAAAAAACAGUGAACACUAAGACUGUUUCUUCCAGCAAUGGAGGAGAAAGCUCAAGUCGCAACGCAGAGAAAAGGUCUGCAGAUAAGCCGUUGGAGGACUCCAGCCAGCCCUUGUCAAAAGUCUCCAAGAUUGGAUUUGCGAUCGGAGGGCAGACUACAAAGAAGGCACCUUCUAUAUCCAUCAAGCUUAGCACCAAUAAACCUAAGGAAACCGCUCCAGCAGUAGCCCCCAAAAAAAGUGCAGUGGCUGCGGUAUUCAACGAAGACGAGGAUAGUGAACCAGAGGAAAUGCCCCCAGAAGCAAGAAUGCGCAUGAAAAAUAUCGGAAGGGAUACACCGACAUCCGCCGGGCCAAAUUCGUUUAACAAAGGCAAGCACGGCUUUUCAGACAGCCAGAAGCUAUGGGAGCGGAAUUUGAAAUCUCAGCUGGAGCGGAUACCUGAUAAAUGAAUUGUCUGUGGAGAGGGUUUGUGUGUCAAUGAGGAAGUUUUCCUUUUUUAUGGAUGAAUACAUUUGCAGUUGUGUAUGUUUUUUUUGUUUGUUUUUUAAGAGAUGUGUGAGGAAUUUAAACAUUUGCUUCCACCAAACUCUGCAUAUUUUUUUUUAUUUUUUUUUUUUACUUUUAUUGUUAAUGUAGAAUUAAGUAUUUUUUUGUUGUCUACGUUUUUUUUUUUUUUUUUUUUUGUCACCUUGGCCGACAAGAAGUAAAAACGGAAAUCUCUUUAACAGGAAAAAAAAAAGCUGUGGCUUGUUAUUGCAGUCAUUAAGUAAACUUCGAUCAUAUGUUAUCUGCAAAGAUUAAAUAUAGAGAUGUUCAAUUAGAUGCCAUUAUUAUAUUCUGUUAUAUGCGUUUCAAGUCCGUGACCACGAUCAAGAUCAUACAUGCUUUCUGAUGCCAAACAAAAAGCCACUAUUUAAAGUUAAUGUCAAACACACGUUUGCUUAUCUUAUAUAGUUAUAUAUAAUUUUAACGCAUAUAUAUAAGUUAUAUAAAGUCCAUGUGUAUUGAGGCAUUACUGACUAAACAUUCUUUUUAGGACAUAUACUUGAAUUUCCUGUAAAAGAAGAAAAAUAGCAAAUAUUGUGAUCAAAAAUAACCAUGGAAAUAAAGCUUUCCCAAUCCUA
This is a messenger RNA of Spea bombifrons (plains spadefoot toad), 1230 nucleotides long. RefSeq names its product PEST proteolytic signal containing nuclear protein (gene PCNP). Lineage: Eukaryota; Metazoa; Chordata; Amphibia; Anura; Pelobatidae. The transcript is spliced from 5 exons. Bases 58 to 555 code for a protein of 165 amino acids. Gene Ontology annotation, biological process: proteasome-mediated ubiquitin-dependent protein catabolic process; protein ubiquitination. Gene Ontology annotation, cellular component: nucleus. The record is from RefSeq and is a predicted model, not a curated record.